Molecule: messenger RNA, 852 nt
Organism: Monascus purpureus
Lineage: Eukaryota; Fungi; Ascomycota; Eurotiomycetes; Eurotiales; Aspergillaceae
Source: the annotation of a GenBank genome assembly
AUGACAGAAUCCAUCUCUACUCCGCCAGUAUCUGAAUGGAGUGACCUCACUAUCUGCGACGGCGCUGGGUCUGAUGAAGGGGAUACUUUCAAGUAUAGAUGUAAUGAAUGCCGCAUUGUGUGCGCCGGUAUAGAGGAUCUCUGUUGCCACCUCCUCAGUGAGGCUGCAACCCAUGUUGUCUGCCCGGUCUGUUUCAAGGAAUUUCAUGGUAAGUGCUGGGAGGAGAGAGUCAAGGAGAAACAGCGACAUCUUGAUGAGCACAAUGAACAGGGAGGUCAAGUCAUGAGCCCAGUCUUCUUCCGACAGAUGGAGUGGAUUUUCAGGAGGAGGAAGGCAUUCGGGAUUUUUGAUAUUCCUAUCAUGAGUUCAGCUGCUGCGUAUCGUCUUAUUCCCAGCGGCCCAGCAAUAGGGGAGGCUGUCCGAGAAAAUAGCACAGAAGAACGGAAAUCUCACAUCGCUCUCAACGACACUAUCCAAUCCAUACCAAUACCUGCCAAUGAAAAUGAUAUGAAUGGGAAGACACAGUCACCGGAAGAAACAUGUUACGAAUGUCCAGGCGAGAGCAGAAUCCGAGGCUUAUAUGGAGACAAGGACAAAUCUGACAAUGACAGCCAGCCCUUGAAUCCCAGCCUCUCUGACCACAGUGCUGGUAGCAAGGAAGGUGAUGCGGCGUCUCGAGCAACGUCUGCAAUCAAGCACAUGCAGUCUAAGGGCAGAAAGAAACGGAUGUUUCCUUAUUACCACUGGGAGCCGGAUAUGCUCUACCUGAGAGACCGCGACAUAGACCUGGAACUGCUAAAGAGCGAGAGACUCAAAGAGAUGAGUUGGCUCAGAGAUUUCGAAGGAGCUUAG